This is a messenger RNA of Podarcis raffonei (Aeolian wall lizard), 6341 nucleotides long. RefSeq names its product terminal nucleotidyltransferase 5A (gene TENT5A). The coding region runs from base 485 to 1750 and encodes 421 amino acids. The transcript has 3 exons. Gene Ontology annotation, biological process: mRNA stabilization. Gene Ontology annotation, molecular function: RNA binding; poly(A) RNA polymerase activity. The record is from RefSeq and is a predicted model, not a curated record. Lineage: Eukaryota; Metazoa; Chordata; Lepidosauria; Squamata; Lacertidae.
CGGAAUAGCCCUGCAGCUGUUGCUGGAACGUCAGUACCUGUGACGUUCUAUCUGCUCCAUUCCUAUUAUUGCUCCUCCAGCUGCUGCUGCCGCCGCUGUUUUCGCUCACCCCCCCUCCGCGCCUCUCUUUAGCCUUCAUAUUCCUGCGAGAAACGUGACAGCCACCUCUUCGACCAUGCACGACUCCUCGGCCACCAAUCCUGCUCUGUCAUGCCUCUAAAGUCCUACGCACCAAAUAUAUAAAGAGGAAUCGAAUCUGCGCAGGUGGAGUCUCUGGGAAAUCGCGCUUUACCCCUAGAUUGCUCAGAUGUCAGAUUAUUCUGUGGUCACGCACUGAAGAAUUAAACCGCUGGGAGAGAGAGAGAAAGAGAAGAGUGAGUUUAUAUAUAUAUAAAAGAGUGGAAGAAGAAGAAACUCCAGUAAAGGAGGCCUCUCUUUCUCUCCAUCUAUUUGAUCCGCUCCAACUUGCAAACGGCGCUGGACCAUGGCAGAUGAGGAAAAUAUUCUCAGUAGCAGCACUAGCAGCAGCUCCGACGGCGCCGACGGCGACUGCCCUCGGCAGGCUAUUGCCGAGCCGUGCCUGGGUUGUAGCGAGAGCAGCCGCUGCAACGUGCUCAGCUGGGAGCAAGUGCAGCGCCUGGACCGCAUCCUGAGCGAGACCAUCCCGAUCCACGGCCGGGGCAACUUCCCCACGCUGGAGAUGCAGCCGCGCCAGAUCGUGAAGGUGGUGCGCAGCCGCCUGGAGGAGCAGCGCAUCGGCGUCCGCGAUGUGCGCCUCAACGGCUCGGCGGCCAGCCACGUCCUGCACCAGGACAGUGGCCUGGGCUACAAGGACUUGGACCUCAUCUUCUGCGCCGACCUGAAGGGAGAAGCCGAGUUCCAGACGGUGAAAGACGUCGUCUUGGACUGCCUGUUGGAUUUCUUGCCGGAAGGAGUUAACAAGGAGAAGAUCACCCCGCUCACCCUCAAGGAAGCCUAUGUGCAGAAAAUGGUGAAAGUGUGCAAUGAUUCAGAUCGGUGGAGUCUCAUCUCCUUGUCCAACAACAGUGGGAAAAACGUGGAGCUGAAAUUUGUGGACUCCCUGAGAAGGCAGUUUGAGUUCAGCGUAGAUUCCUUUCAGAUCAAGCUAGACUCUCUCCUCCUUUUUUAUGAAUGCUCAGAGAACCCGAUGACUGAAACUUUUCACCCAACUAUAAUCGGGGAGAGUGUCUAUGGGGAUUUCCAAGAAGCUUUUGAUCACCUUUGCAACAAGGUCAUUGCUACCAGAAACCCGGAAGAGAUCAGGGGAGGUGGUCUCCUGAAGUACUGCAACCUCCUCGUAAGGGGCUUCAGGGCAGCCUCGGAAUCCGAGAUCAAGUCUCUCCAGAGAUACAUGUGCUCCAGGUUUUUCAUUGACUUCUCGGACAUCGGGGAGCAGCAGCGGAAGUUGGAGUCGUACUUGCAGAACCACUUUGUGGGCUUGGAGGACCGCAAGUAUGACUAUCUCAUGACCCUUCACAGUGUGGUGAAUGAGAGCACCGUGUGCCUGAUGGGACAUGAGAGGAGACAGACUCUCAACCUUAUCACCAUGCUGGCCAUCCGUGUGCUAGCUGACCAGAAUAUCAUCCCCAAUGUGGCCAACGUCACGUGCUACUACCAGCCAGCCCCGUAUGUAGCAGAUGCUAACUUUAGCAAUUAUUAUAUUGCCCAGGUUCAGCCAAUGUUCCCGUGUCAGCAGCACACGUACUCGACUUGGUUGCCCUGUAAUUAGCAGAUUUAAUAGGCUUGGUGGAGAGUUUGUUUUCUGUCAAGCAAAUAAAGGGGGGGAAGGCAGAACUCCCCCCUCUUCUCCUUUUUUUCAAAACAAACAAUGGGGUGUUUUUUGUGUGUGAUGGUGGUCUGCUCUGGCUUUUCAGCUUGAGGGAAGCUGUCGGUUCUUCAGUCUAAUGAAACAGAGAGUGAUUUAGAAAAAGAACUGAAAGACAAAAAACCUCAUUGGAUUCUCUACCCCAAAGCACAGAGGCCUGUCAUGAAAAGCAAAUAGGUCCUCUUGAAGGAAACCAGGGAGGAGGAAUGCUUGAUGACAAUAUGGGUUGGUGACGCCUGCUCCCAUAGCUAUGGCAGAGUGAAAGUUGGGAAGCCUUUAUUUUUUAAAUGAAUCUGCAAAAAAAACAAAACAAAACAAAAGACAGGGGAGGAAAUACGAGUGGGGAAGGGAAAGGAAAUAUGCGUUCAGGAAUUUUAAGUUAGAUUCAUAACACAGAGAUAUGUUGGAAGAAGAGAUAUUUUAGAAUUACUGCCUUUGGGGCAUGUAUUAAGUGCUGUCAGUGGAAUGAACCCAUAGAAUGUAUAGCUUGCUUGAAUAGAAAGCUUUAAGAGAACCAGCUUGCUCCAAAAUGGGGAAAAAAGAAAAAAAAAGCAGUUGUAGGUGGGUACAGUUAUUAUUUUUUUAAAGAGAGAAACGGGGGGGGGGUGAGAGAGAUUAUGACAAAUUUCAUUAUUUCCAGCUGUGUGUGUGCUUCACAUUUUGUAAAAAAAAAAAUGUGGAAAAGCCACAAAACCAGCUGCAGCAAGCAUCAUAUGCUUCAGGACCAAAGAUUUCUCAGAUAAGUUAUCCAAGCAAGUAGAAAGCAGAGUAGACUAUUAAAAAAAAAAAAAAGAGGAAAGAUAAGAUAUUACUAUAUUUGUACAUGCUAAUGUUAAACAAAAGUGCCUGAUACCUUUAGAAAAUUUGAAGUGAGAAAAAUAUAGUUUUGUGGUUUAAACUUGCAUUUUGUUUUUAUCAGGGACACAAGAAACAAACAAACAAACAAAAAAGCUUGUGAAUAAAUGGUGGAGGAAAUGCCUAUUUUUUUCGCUGGCAAAUACCUAUAUAAAGUUUCUAUUGUUGGCGUGAUGUUAUCAUAGGUACAUGUGUGUAUGUGUGUAUAUUGUUGUGUGUGUGUGCGUGUGUGUGUGCGUGUGUAUGUAUGUAUACAUGCAUACACACAUAUUUUCAAUAUGGUCUGGGAAAAUGUAGCAAUUUUAAGGAAUGUUUUAAAUAAAAUACAGUGUUUUUUCCAGUCUGCAACAGGAUAUCAUAAUGCUGUGGGCACUUUGCAGAGAGUUAUCCUGCACCAGAAAAUCUGAAUAAACAAACUAUUCAUAAGCAAGAUGGGAUUCAAAGGAUGCAUUUGGUUGCAAGAACAUAAACAAAUCCAUUGGGUUACUUGUGAGCCAUACUAGUUUCAAACAUUUCACCCACUGAUCCUUUUGUCCCCUGUUUUGUACUGUAAUAUGGUUUUGACAGUUAAUUCACUAGUACCAUGAUUGCAUGCCUCUCUGAUGUACAGACAACCAUCGGAAUGUGGCUCAAAUGGAUAGCUCCCUUGACAGCUAAAGAAUAUUGUAUUUGAAUAAUAAUUAAUGACAUUUAAAAAGAGCAAGCAGAAUGCACUGUGCAUUCCAGGACCACUAAAAGUUAGUAAAUGUGAAAUUGAACCAUUAUGAAGACUGUUGCAUGGAUUUUGGAAAUCUAUAUUUUAUAUAACACACACACAUACACAUUUUUAUGCAAGUAUUAAACAACUUUGGUUGUCACACUGCGUUUUCCAGUUUAGUACUGUACCUUAUUUAAAAUGAUUAAUCUUUUGCAUUGGGACAAAUAAUUUAAUUUCCUUUCUCUCAAGAGACUUAGGCGAAUGCUGGGGAAUCAUUUUACUGGGAGGGUUUUUAUACCCUUACCACUGUAGUGAUGAAUAUACAAAAGAAUUUAACCAUUUCUUCUUUUUUCACCCAGCCACUUUUUUUUAAAAUUAAAGCAAACAAAAUCUAACUUAACACCUCAGUCACAAUCAAACACAGCGUUAAGUGCUCUUACGUCCGGAAACGUAAAAAUCUUUGGGUUCCAGUGCUCCAAAUCUGUGUUGGAUUGCGGCCUACACAUUGUUUUAUUAAUGCUAAGAAAGGAAGCCAAGGUUACAGUUUGGGAGAGGAAACUGAACUAAGCCACCCACCACUGCGGAAUCAAAGGGAGAGAAAUACACGCUGCACAGGGAAAUGUUCAAGCAACAUAAAAUAUUUAAAGGGGAGGGAUUAGUAAACUGCUAACCAGGCAAUUUAGCAUCCCAUUGUCCUAACAAAGCUACUGGCAAUACAUUUGUCCCUUCCCCCAUUAUCCAUUACUGAAGCUUUUCUAUUCUUAACCAUCCCUUUGUGUCUGAAGGUCAGUUUAACAGGACCCCAGCUUGUUUACUCAAGUCUCUUCCUUGUGAAUUCUGCAGGAAAUGUAAAAUUAAUUUCCAUCUGGGCAGUCGGUCCCCCAGUCGUCACUUUUUGCUUGUCUGUUCACUACCCACAGCCUGCUUAGAAAAUCACAAACCUCACCCUCAUAACAAAUACACAUCUAGUCAGUGCUCAGUUACGAAAAUGAAAUGUCCUCUUUCCAUUGGCCCAGCGAAUCAGCAGGGAGAUGUGCUUUGUCAAAAUCAGAGUCUAGCCUGUUGUUGCUCAGAGGGGAUUUCUGAGGGAAGCUGAGCAGAAGGCUGGAGCAAGAGGAUCAGCUGGUAAUGUGGUAUGUCCUUUCCUACCACAGCUAUUUUGCUGCAAAUAAAUGAGUCAUCCACUAUUGAAAAGGGUUUGGGGUAUCUGGCAGUGCUUCAGCCACAAAAUGCUGAUAAUACAGUAUAGACAUUUUUUCCCCUUUGGAGCAGCCUUUUCCCUCUUUUAAGAAAACCAAACACGGCUAUUGUUAGUCUGAGGAUUACAGGGUCACUGUCUCUCUUCUCCUCCCCCUUCCCUCUCGUAGUUCAGGUAGAUGCAUCUCAUGGCAAGCAGCAAAUGGUUGCCUUGCAUCACAUGCCCCACAAGCUCUGUUCACUAGGUGAAAUAGCUCUCUCUCUCUUUUUUUCUCUCUGCUUUAAGGAACCAGCAAUCUUCAGCCACUAACAGGGCUUUGUUGCAUCUGGCUGGCAGUGGAGGUUGUUUUUAAACCGUCUGGUGAUAGUGAUGAGAAGAUGCUUUGACUCUAGGUCAAAACUAAAAUAACAGCAUAUUUUCAGAAUGUGUUGGCUUCUGUGAUUUGCAGACCUAGUCCUUCAUAUAGCCAAACAGCAUCCCCCCCCCACCCGAUCCUUCUCCAAUUUUAUUAAACUAGCACAUUCAUAAGAAGAAAAUGUUUGUUACUCUUAGGAUCUGAUCCUUCUAUUCAUUCAGCAAAAGCUUCAAAUGCAUUUUAAAGAAACUAGGUUUUAAGCAACUAGCUUAAGAUGUCGUCUUAAUUACAGUCCUAUGGUUUGUGUUACUGUUGGGUUAAAUGUGAAUCAAAGAGGAACUAAACCUCUUCUGAUAUGUCAUUGGGAGAUGAGGAAGGCAAAGACAUCAGAUUCUUUUUGAAGAACUAGUAGAAUCUGCAGUUUGUUAUCGUUCGUUAUUGUGAAACUUCAGUUGUCCGUGUCUGCUAUGUGGACCUCAGGUGAUUGCAUAUCACUUUUAUACUUAUGUAAAUAUCACUCUCAUUUAUCCAAACAUUUCAUUCUCAGUCCUGGGUCAUUCAGUUCAGAUAAAUGGAAUCAUACUGUGUAUAUAUAAUCCACAAUAUGCAAAAACAAAACAAGAAAAAAAUGGGGAGGAUGGAAUAAAAUGGAAGCAGGAUUCAUAUUUUCAUAACUCUUUUUAUUUAAAUGCUUUAAGACUUGUUUGCUGCUAUGUAUUGCACAAAGUUUCAUGCACAGCUUAUAAAUGCCUGUUGUAAGUGCUUUAUAUGUGAGUUGUAUUAUAUUGAAGACUCAUCCAUUCUGAGAAAGCUUUAAAUAGUUUGUGGAAAGAAAAACGUGUAAAGAAAAAUGAAAAUGAGAUGGAGAGAAAUAUAUCUAUCUAAUGACAUAUUAAGCACUUUUUGUUUUUGUUUCUUGGGUUUUUUGUGUGUGUAUUGUUUUCUGAUUUCCACUGCGAUGACAAAAAUCCAAAAUCCAUGUACAGGUGUUGUUGUUUUUUUGGGUUUGCUUUCUUAGCAAGCCGUGAUUAUACCUAGUUAAACAUCAGAAAGGCCUGCAGACUUCAGGACUGGUUGAACGUGACACCACAAACUCUUGCAGUCUGUGGGAAGUCAAGUGAUGCUGAAUUUGUUCUCCUGUGGCAUUCCGCACAACUUUAGUCUUCAGCGAGACAUUCUGCUGCAUCAAACCGCUCCCCUUGGACUGUUCCUUUAGGAACUUUUUGACUCUGGGUUCUGUUGGAGGCUGAAACAAAAAGUGGAUGGGAAACAGACACUUCUAACCAAGUAAAGCAUUUGCUCCAGUGCUAGCGGGAACAGAUUGUGAAUUUUGUUUACAGCAUCCAAUAUUUGGAUUUUUUUGUAAAUAAAAAUGAUGUUAUUUUUUCUA